UUUAGUACCCGGACGCUUCGUGCUAAAUUUGUGCUGUGCAUGUGCGCCAAACAAGCCCUUUUUUGUAUCCCUGCGCUGUUUGUUUACAUUCUGUGGAUUAGGCACAAAAGUAAACGAAAGACUAAAUUCAAACAUUCCUCUUCGUACGCUGCAUUUUUAUAUUGUAUCUAAAGGUCGUAUUAUAGUUAGUGGCAAAUUUUUUAGCUUUAAAAUGCCGUGUAUGUUCGAGAGCUGUAAAACAAACCAUCAAACGAUGAAGAAAAAUAACCAGGAAAAAAUUCGGUUCAUAUCAUUCCCCACGACGGAUUUCACAAAUGAAGAGAUGAGGAAUUUAGCGAAAAAGCGGCUUUAUUGGUGGUGUCGUGUUUGUGGUGUAGAUUUCACGACGACACUAAUCAAUCAGCUUCACAUUUGUUCCCGGCACUUUUUGAAAGGAAACUGUGCUCCGCUCUGGGAUGUGCACAAUCCGGACUGGAUUCCAAGUUUGUACAUUCCGCAACAAGCUCGCCAACCGGUAAAUGUAUCGACGGAAGAAAGCUGUGCAGAAUUCUUACGAAACGAACAGCUUACGGAGGAAUCGAUCGCUAACCCACUGCUCGACCGGCAGCCCGAUAAUUCAGCACUUCGAUCGCUGUUAAUUGAUGAGAUCAUCGCAUACCCAAUCGGGCGAACAUACUUCCUGUUGGACAAUGAAAACGACGAAUCAAGCAAUGCCCCGUAUGACGCUAAGCAGUUGUCGAGAGAGCUAAAAAAAUGUUUUUCAGAGUCAACCCCAAUCGGACGCAUGGUGCUGCAACCGCAGGCAUCGGAUUGUCCACCGCGAAUGUUUUCUACCAAUGAUACGAUUACAGAGUUGGACCUAUCUAUGCCACCUCGGUGGGAAACGGAACGGAUCAUUAUGCGGCUGCAAAACAGUGUGCUAGAGCUGAUCAAUGUCUUGGAUGAGAAAUGAUAAAUAUAAAACUACCAAAGAAUUCCACGAUAAA
Molecule: messenger RNA, 986 nt
Organism: Anopheles funestus (African malaria mosquito)
Lineage: Eukaryota; Metazoa; Arthropoda; Insecta; Diptera; Culicidae
Exons: 2
Coding region: 212-952 (246 amino acids)
Source: RefSeq, a predicted model, not a curated record